Molecule: messenger RNA, 1716 nt
Organism: Austrofundulus limnaeus
Lineage: Eukaryota; Metazoa; Chordata; Actinopteri; Cyprinodontiformes; Rivulidae
Gene: nlk1
Product: nemo-like kinase, type 1
Biological process (GO): protein phosphorylation
Molecular function (GO): MAP kinase activity; ATP binding
Source: RefSeq, a predicted model, not a curated record
CCCUCCCCCACCCGGCUUCCCCGGCUCUUCAUCCCAGCAGCUAGCCAGCUAGCUUUAGCUGUCGCUGUGAAAGCGAGCCGAAGUCCGGCUGGGCCGGAGGACCUGUGAGCGGAAUGACCCAGCGGGACCAGUCUUCGUCCACAGACGCCUGAAGACCGCCUCCACGGCCCGCGGAGCCGCGGGAUCUCUCUCGGUGAUGGACAGCUGCCGAGGAGCGGACAGCUAGCUGCAGCUAGCUCCGGCAGAGGCGGCCGGGCGACGAGCACCCACCUCGGCUGUUCCUCCUUCACCAGUCGGCCUCUUAUGUCAUGUCACCCCCCGGUUACAGCAGAAAGGAACUUGAUGAUGAUGAUGAUGAUGAAGAGUGAGUGUGUCCUCCGGGUCUGAUCAGGAUCAGUAGUUCUCCGCUCUCAGACCCGUGGUCUUCAGGGAUGGCGUUUCACGGCGCCGGCCAGCAGGCAGUCUGUGGAGAUCUGUUUCCAGGUUCUGAGCUGGGCCACAAGUAUUUCUGCGUGGGCUCCUCCUGCGGAGCUCCCUCCACCGGCCUCAGUGCCACGCCAUGCCUGAACGGACCCACGGCCCCGGCCGGGACCCCUCGUCACCCCACGGCCCUCGGAGGCAGCGCCGGCGGCGGGGCGGCGGUGCCUCAGCCCUACAGCAACCCGGCCAGCGAGGUGCCCAGCCCUGCGGAGAUGGAGCCGGACCGGCCCAUCGGUUACGGUGCUUUUGGAGUCGUUUGGUCCGUCACGGAUCCUCGGGAUGGUCGAAAGGUGGCUCUGAAGAAGAUGCCCAACGUUUUCCAGAACCUGGUCUCCUGUAAGAGGGUCUUCAGAGAGCUGAGGAUGCUGUGCUUUUUUAAACACGACAACGUUCUGUCAGCUCUGGACAUCCUGCAGCCUCCACAGAUCGACUGCUUUGAGGAAAUAUACGUGAUCACAGAGCUGAUGCAGAGCGACCUCCACAAGGUCAUCGUGUCUCCUCAGCCUCUCACCACAGACCACAUCAAGGUCUUCCUGUACCAGAUCCUCCGAGGUUUGAAGUACCUUCACUCUGCUGGGAUUUUGCACCGAGACAUCAAACCUGGAAACCUGCUGGUCAACAGCAACUGUCUGCUGAAGAUCUGUGACUUCGGCCUGGCCCGUGUGGAGGAACCCGACCCGUCUCGUCACAUGACCCAGGAGGUGGUGACCCAGUACUACCGGGCUCCUGAAGUCCUGAUGGGCUGCCGGCACUACGGCUCAGCCAUCGAUGUUUGGUCUGUGGGCUGCAUCUUCGCCGAGCUUCUGGGCCGCAGGAUCCUGUUCCAGGCCCAGAGUCCCAUUCAGCAGUUGGAUCUGAUCACAGACCUGCUGGGAACUCCGCCUCUGUCGGCUCUGGCCUCGGCCUGCGAAGGAGCCCGGGCCCACAUCCUGAGGGGGCCCCACAAACCGCCCUCGUUGUCGGUGCUCUACAUGCUGUCAGACGGAGCCACACAUGAAGCCGUUCACCUUCUCUGCCGCAUGCUGGUUUUUGACCCGGCCAAACGGAUCUCAGGCAGCGACGCCCUGUCCCACCCGUACCUGGACGAGGGCCGCCUGCGGUACCACACCUGCAUGUGUCAGUGCUGCUACUCUGUUCCCAGUGGGCGGGUCUACACCCGGGACUUCGAGCCGGUGGCGGAGCGCCCCUUCAGCCACAGCUACGAGAACAGCCUGCUGUCCGUGUGGCAGGGCAAAG